This is a messenger RNA of Phacochoerus africanus (Common warthog), 2185 nucleotides long. RefSeq names its product UBAP1-MVB12-associated (UMA) domain containing 1 (gene UMAD1). The record is from RefSeq and is a predicted model, not a curated record. The transcript has 4 exons. Lineage: Eukaryota; Metazoa; Chordata; Mammalia; Artiodactyla; Suidae. Bases 159 to 572 code for a protein of 137 amino acids.
GUGUCGGCGGGGGCGGGGCUUGGAUAGGGCGGGGCUAAGGCUUCCUCCCUUGAUCUUGUCCCCCCAGCUGCAACAUAACCCCGGAAGCAGGGUGUCAGGCUCCGGUGCAGUGCGGCGGGGGACUGCGGCUCGAGCCUCAGGUAACAGCAGAAGCAGCAAUGUUUCACUUCUUCAGAAAGCCUCCGGAAUCUAAAAAGCCCUCAGUACCAGAGAUGGAAGCAGAUGGAUUUGUCCUUUUAGGAGAUACAGCACAUGAGCAAAGAGUAGCAGAAAGAAGCAAAGCUUUAGAUGUAGAAGGCAACCAGCAUUUGGAGACCAGCAAAGAGAACUCAUCCAGUGUGACUGUAGCAAGCCCUGAGACGGAAAAUAAGGCAGGCCAGACUCUGGAAAACAGCUCAUUAAUGGCCGAGCUUCUGAGCGACGUACCCUUCACCUUGGCCCCACAUGUGCUGGCCGUGCAGGGCACCAUCAGAGACCUUCCUGACCACUUACUCUCCUAUGAUGUCAGCGAAAACUUAUCAAGGUUUUGGUAUGAUUUCACUCUUGAAAACUCCGUACUCCGUGAUUCGUAAUCUUUACCUCUGUUUGCAUCUUAACAGCUCUAAAGACAAGUUUGCCUAUUUUAUUUAACCUGUCUGAUGUUCUUAGCCAUUUCACUAUUUAAGGCCCUGAAAGGCCCUCAGAAAAGCAAGGAUCAUAAAGCAAAUAAUAUUAUAUUCAUUGCUCUAUUUUUUUAGACAAAGCAUAUUUGUAUAAAAAUUGAACUUAAGAUCAACUUCCUUUCCCCCACAUAAUAUAAAAAUUAGUUUAUCAAAGUUUUAAGAAAGGAGUAGUUUCCAUCAACCCAUCUCUCAAAACACAACACCUCAAGUUUACGUUAGAAUAACUGUGAAAAAGAACUGAGGCAUUUUCUUUAGUUACCACAACCCUGAAGUCUCUCUUACAGUGAAUGUGAUUUUUGUUCUCUAGUUUGGAGGAAGAUUGAAUUGAUGUUUUUCCUUCCACUGUGUUUAUGAAUGAAUUCAGAAAAAAAAAAAAAGACAGUUAGCUUAAUUUCUUCAGUCUUGACUUAGACAUUGCUAUGAAAAUUUAAAACUUCUCCUAGGGAGCAGUGGUAGUUGGCUGUUGCUGAUACAAGAACAGUGGUUGGCUCUUUCUUCAUAGUGACACAUUUCAGUGUCCUUAAGCCCACAGCAGUCCUUUCCACCUUGAAGGAGUCCUGGGCUCCUGCCUUUGUUUUUUUGCUACUUCAGGGUGGGCUCUCCUCCCAGUUUUCCUAAGAAUAUCCCCUGCCUUUUUCUUCGUUGGCAUUUGCUGUCCUUACGACCUGUGUUCCUGGUUUAUGAAGAGAUGCAUAUUUCCUUUCAACCUCUCUCCCUCCCAGAGAAAAACAUCUCAUGAUGAUACAUAUUAUUGCUGAUAACACCCUUAUUUAGAAAUUUGUUGGCCACAAUACAGAUGGAAAUGUUUACUGCUAGAAAAACUGCAGUCUACUCAUUUCCAAUUAUAGUCAAAACACCUAGAUAGAACUUUCAGUUCUUGAAUAUCCACUAUUUAUUCCAACUAAAACAGAAAAGAACUGCCAUUGGUCCAUAAAUUGUAAAGGGAAGGGGUAAAUUGUGAUAGAGUAUUUUCUAUGCCAUGGAAAAUUUAAAUCACAUUUGUUCUGAUUAGCGGCAAUACAAUUUAUUGAUUCUAUGCCAAAUCUUAAAUACAUUUUUUCAAAAAGAUAGAGUGCCAUAGCAAAAUGAAACACUGUGCAUAAAGGUACAUGAAUUAUUCAAGUUUUAAUGUGUCACGCAUGUUUAAUAAAUGUGGUAUGGUCUUGAUAAAAAUGCUAUAUAUUUCAAAGUUAAAGGAAAAUUUCUAUUAAAAAAAUAUGCUUCAUUUACAAAUAAUUUUACCAUAUGAGGUAAAUGAUUAAAUUAGACCUUAACAGAGUUUUCAUAAAACACCAGUCUAGAAAAAUCUAAUUUAUUACUAAGUCAAAUGUGAACAUUUUAUAGCAGUUUUUGUGAAAACAUGUCUUUUGUCAAUAUCCAUAUUCUCUACCUUAAAGCCAAAUGUAAGCAUGACAUCAAUUUGUCUAUGUGUUAAAUUUUGUCUAAAAUACUUAUACAUUUCAUUUAUAUGUAUAUCUACCAUGUUAUACAUAUGCUUAUAAGCAUUUUCAUUUGUCUAGAAG